This is a messenger RNA of Pseudogymnoascus verrucosus, 2478 nucleotides long. It is a transcript of the gene RAM1, whose product is annotated as CAAX farnesyltransferase (FTase) subunit beta. Bases 427 to 2031 code for a protein of 534 amino acids. Gene Ontology annotation, biological process: protein farnesylation. The transcript has 4 exons. Gene Ontology annotation, molecular function: protein farnesyltransferase activity. Gene Ontology annotation, cellular component: protein farnesyltransferase complex. Lineage: Eukaryota; Fungi; Ascomycota; Leotiomycetes; Thelebolales; Thelebolaceae. The record is from RefSeq and is a predicted model, not a curated record.
CUCUGAUUCGGAGAUCAUUGUUACACAGCGUACUUAAAGAGCCGUGCUGCCAUCUCGGCCGAGGGAACCUUAUCUUGCCGAUUUGUGACCAGCUCGUUUAGUGAUCAAAGCGUGGAUCGAGCCUUGUCCAAAAUGAAUUUAGUCACAUGAGGCUCAAUUCACGUGAGGCAAUAGAACAAUAUCGUUGCGAUACUACGCCGAUGAGAAGAUGGAUUCAUUGCAGUAUAAUGUUGUAGGAGAGGAUGUGUCUUUAAUGAGGUUCUGCCCCGCAUCGACGCUAUAAUCAGCUUCCCGGCCCUUACCUCCAGAGCUCCCUCACUUUCUUUAGCCAGUAAGCGAGCUAACCACAAACGACUGAUUCACACGAGAACAAUAGCAAGACCUCUAUCAGAUAUCAAUCAGAUGGCGAGAUGACAAGUUCCACCCAUGACAUACCCCGUCAAACGAUCACAGAGACCAAAGCAACUCCAUAAAGUGCGCUUUAUGUCCCGGGCCAUGGCUUCGCCUUCUUCCUCGCAACAUACUUCACCCCGCCCACGCUCACCAACAGAAACGGCAGAGAGCUCCAGUGAUAACAUAGGCAAUAUUUCUCAGAUCCAACCGGGCAUAUCGCCCAACGAACUUCCUUCAGACACAGAGUCCGCAGAGGAAGAAAUUUGGCAAGACGAACCUGCCAGUCCCGUGACUAUGACGACGACAUAUCAGAUCCCCACCCUCUUCACCCACGAGCCGCCUAUCCAUGAUCUCCUGGCAACAGAAACCUCCGAGAAGCAAGACGAAGUUGUAGAAACAUGCGCUCCCUUCCUAUCUGCCCAGUCGGAUGAGUUCAGCUACUACAACGAACAUGGAGUCCCGCACUUACUCCGCGAAAAGCACAUCAACUUCUGCCACAAGCAGCUCAACCCCCUCCCUGCGCCGUUCACUAGGGCUGAUGCUGCUCGUCCGUGGUUCUUCUACUGGACGCUCACUGCGUUGAGUGCAUUGGGAGAGGACGUUGGUCAGUAUAGGGAACGACUGAUCAGCACCGUGGCGCCACUUCAGAAUUCCACUGGGGGGUUUGGAGGCGGUCAUGGGCAGAUGAGCCAUUUGGCAACGACGUAUGCUACCGUGCUCUCGUUGACCAUGGUAGGAGGAGAGGAUGCAAUUAAUGCCAUUGAUCGGAAGGCAAUGUGGCAAUGGCUGUCCAGGUUGAAGCAGUCGGAUGGAGGAUUCCAAAUGUCUAUCGGAGGAGAGGUUGACGUCAGGGGAGCAUACUGUGCAGCGAUGCUGGUGAAGCUUCUCAGGCUUCCCCUCCAUCUGGCCGAUGGAUCACCGGCCAAGGCUGAAAAUUUCGAUCUUUUCACAGGUCUUGGAGAAUAUGUGUCACGAUGUCAAACAUAUGAGGGUGGUAUUGCUAGCCGCCCGGACACAGAGGCUCAUGGUGCGUAUGCCUUCUGUGCUCUCGCAUGUCUUUGUAUCCUGGGAGACCCCCGUGAGACUCUCCCGAAAUAUCUGGAUGUGCCGACGCUCAUAUCGUGGCUCUCUUCUCGUCAAUACGCACCAGAAGGAGGUUUCGCUGGGCGCACGAACAAACUUGUAGACGGUUGUUACUCGCAUUGGAUUGGUGGCUGCUGGCCACUGCUCGACGCUUGUCUUGCGGGUUCGGCAGAGAACCACGGGGCCCCUCACAAUGACAGUCUCUAUAGCCGAGAGGCACUGACGCGUUAUAUCUUGUGCUGUGGACAGGAUACCACCAAGCGAGGCGGAUUGAGGGACAAGCCCGGAAUGUUCUCGGAUGGAUAUCAUACAUGUUAUUUGCUCGUCGGACUCAGUUCGGCCCAGCACAAGUGGUCUCUACAGGCUCCAACCGACGACAUCAUGACCUCGCUGGGAUGGACCUCAGAGACGUAUCCUCGGAAGCAGGAUGACGGCUAUGCUCAGAUCUUCGACGAGGAAGAUAGGGUCAAGAGCAUCCACCCCGUCUACGUCAUCCCUGAGGGAAUUCCGGAGAGGGUGAUGCAAUACUGUGACAGCCAAGAGGCUUUCUCAUGAGCAUCCUUCGCGAAGAUGGCCUCCGGAGUCCUGUCUGAAGGCCAGCUGAAUGGCCAGCGGCAUGGCUUCGAAAGGGGUGGGCCGCAAAGAAGGCGGCCACUGAGGGGGUUGGGGGCUAGUGCGGGGGGGCUUGGAACCAAGCCGAUGCGUUGGCAGCUGUUCCAGGGGCUCUAUGGUCUCAGAGGAAAUCCAUGGGCGGAUAGACCCGUCGAGCCGCUGUGGUAUUGGAAAUACCCAGUAAUUGGGUAGUCAUAUGAUUGUCUCUGUAAAUGAACGGUUCGGUCUCGGCUAUGCAGUGUGCUUCCCUCUGGUCACGUCGGCCGGGGCCGAGUGCUUGAUGUAAUGAGAGGCUCAGGAGGAUUUCCGAGUAGUUCAGUAGUUCAAACGACUGUAGUUAGCAUACCGAUCUCUAGUCAUCUCAUCCGAUGUGCACCACGAAUAGGAGAG